AUGUCAACAACAUCGCACAGACCUGUGCCGAAGUUUCAACAUACAUUCCAGUUAACAAGAUUAAGAAAUGGGAUAUGGCACAACGUAGAGGAAAACGCGACUCAAGAAGAUUACUACCAAGAAAAUUACUAUCAUGAAGAACAAUUUCGAGAAAUUUACCAACCGUCUUAUCAAUAUUAUGACCCGAUCAUUCAAGAACACUAUGACGAAGAACCAGAAAACUCUCAAGAAAAUCCAAAUUUUCCUGCGACUGUUAUUGUCCAUAUAGUUCAAGCAAUUCGAAAAGAAACUGAAAGAGUAUAUGAAGAAUGGGAAUCAAAUUUGUAUUCAUCAACUGUUACAGCCGAUGAAAUAACUACAAAUUCGGAUACUUAUUGCUUUGAAAUGUUAUCCAUGGUAUUGGCGUUGUCUGGUAGUUCUGUUGGUAGGGCAUAUUUAUCCCAUCAAUAUGGUCUUUUAAAAAACCUUUUAACAUUAUUACAUGCUGGAAGUGCAAGAGUACAACGCCAAGUCACAUCAUUAUUGAGCAGAAUGAUGGCUGAAAUUUCCCCGGAAACAUUUGCUAAAAUAGUUGGAGUAAAAACGUUGCCUGCAAAGGAUUUUAACAUUAUUACUGCAACAAAUAAAGAUCCCGAUUCUGGAAAAUUUGAUAUAGAUCAGUUAGGAAUUUUGGAUGUAUUUCUUAGCGUUAUUGCAAAGUCUUUAACGUUACAAGUAAAAAUUAGAGGCAAAAAUGGAAAUAUUGGGGUUUCUAAGGAGAUAAAUACCAUUUCAUUAUCUACUUCAAUUAAUCCAAAGGAUAACCCACUUGAAAAAUGGUGGUUAAAAGGACAUGUAAAUAAAAAUCUUGCUGAAAUAAUUAUUAAGUUAAUUAAAGACAUGGCCUCAGGGAAAAUGUCCGAAGUUUGGGCAAAUAUAACAAAAGGAGCUAUAGCAGAAAAUAUUUUAGGUCUUACUUACCUUAACGACGAACAAAAAUUACCUAACAAUUGCGUGCAGACAACAACCUUAUGGCUAGCAUUAGCGUCACUUUGUGUUUUGGAUAAAGAUCAUGUCGAGAGAUUAAGUUCAGGUCAAUGGAUACAAUCGGAUGGUCAACCUAUGCCACCAAGACCAACAUGCGACAAUCACGACGAUGACGACACAAUUGCAAUAAUUCAAUGCAACUUCUGUGGUAAUUUGUGUGCAGAGUGUGAUAGAUAUCUCCACUUACAUAGAAAAGCCAGGAAUCAUCAGAGGCAGGUUUGUAAAGAAGAAGAGGAGGCUAUUAAAGUAGAAUUGCAUGAAGGCUGCGGAAGAACAAAAUUAUUCUGGCUUUUAGCCCUUGUUGAUUCAAGAACAUUGAAAGCUUUAAUAGAAUUUCGUGAAGGAGGAACUAAAAAGAAUGGAGUAGGAAUAAGUGGAAUAUGUAGAUUUUGUGGAGCUACAGGAAAUUCUGGUUUACUAGCCAUUGGGAAUAUAUGUGCUGAUCACGAAUGUCAGGAAUAUGGGAAGAUGGCGUGUAAUAAAUUAUUAAAUUGUGGGCAUAUAUGUGGUGGUGUACUUGGAGAAUCAAGAUGUUUGCCAUGCCUACACGGAUGUUUCAAUGGCAGUUCACUAAAACAAGAUUCAGAUGACAUGUGUAUGAUUUGUUUUACAGAAGCUUUAUCUUGUGCACCAGCUAUUCAGUUAAAAUGUGGCCAUGUGUUUCACUUUCACUGCUGUAAAGAGGUAUUAAGAAAAAAAUGGGUUGGUCCAAGGAUUACAUUCUCAUUUCUAUUGUGUCCAAUUUGUAAGACAGAAAUUGAUCAUGAAAUAUUAGAAGAGUUGCUGACACCCGUCCGAGAACUGUAUAAUGAUGUUCGCAGGAAAGCGUUAAUGAGAUUAGAAUAUGAAGGAUUGCAUGCUGCUGAGGCUGUACCUGGUACAAGUUUUCAUAAUGAUACUGCUUCGUAUGCAAUGGACAGAUUUGCGUAUUAUAUGUGUUACAAAUGCAACAAGGCAUAUUAUGGGGGUGAAGUUAGAUGUGAUGUUGAAUUAGGUGAAAAUUAUGAUCCAACAGAAUUAGUUUGUGGAGCUUGUUCUGACAUAGCAAGGGCACAAAUAUGUCCUAAACAUGGCACGGAUUUUUUGGAAUAUAAAUGUCGCUAUUGUUGUUCUGUUGCAAUUUUCUUCUGUUUUGGUACCACCCAUUUUUGUAAUCUUUGUCAUGAUGAUUUUCAAAGGGUAACCAACUUACAUAAAAGUGAAUUGCCCGUGUGUCCUGCAGGUCCAAGAGCUAUGCAACUUGAAGGAUAUGAAUGCCCGUUACUUAUGAAACAUCCUCCUACAGGUGAAGAAUUUGCAUUGGGUUGCGGAGUUUGUAGAAAUGCUCAUACUUUCUAAAAAUUUUCUAAUAGGUUCUAAAAUUAAACACAAAUAAGUUUC
Molecule: messenger RNA, 2406 nt
Organism: Anoplophora glabripennis (Asian longhorned beetle)
Lineage: Eukaryota; Metazoa; Arthropoda; Insecta; Coleoptera; Cerambycidae
Product: E3 ubiquitin-protein ligase MYCBP2-like
Exons: 12
Coding region: 1-2364 (787 amino acids)
Cellular component (GO): nucleus
Source: RefSeq, a predicted model, not a curated record